UUCUAUCGGUAGUCAAACAUAAAACAUUUGUUCAUUGGUGAUAAAAACGCUUUACUUUUAUUAUAGAAAUAAAUAAUUAUUCAGUACAUUCACAAGAUCUUUUCGUCUUCAGUCGGCUCGAAUCGGUUUAAUUCGGCCACCGGUCGAUUGCAUUCGGUUAACUGUCAAAAAAUGAACCAAUGCUCGAUCUGACUGAAUACAAGAAAAAAAAAUAUUAGUCUCGGUAUUGUAUUGACGGGAGAAGUACGUUUGUUAUUUCGGCUAAAAUUUGUUCCGAUACAAAUACGUCAUUGGUUAAAAUAUUACACUAAGUAAAAGCAAUAUUUUAUCACUUAGAGGAUGUUGUAAGAUGAGUGUAAAUAGUGUAAUUAAAUUUGAACGUACAGCUUAAGUUGUGUCCGAAGUGAAAAUGAAUGGUAAAUUGCACAGUGAAACCGGUGCUUUCUCAUCUGACGGCAUGCGCGCCGAAAUAUUGAACCCUUUCGUGCAUAAAUUGGAACUAGAUAAUACAUACGACAAAAUAAAGACGGCGAUAUUCACAGUGAUACUGCUGCCUUUUAGAGUAAUAGUAAUAUGUUAUCUGAUAGUCAACGCCUGGAUCCUUGCAUAUAUCGGCCUUUAUGGCCUCAGUGAGGAAGACUUGAGAAGAAAACCUAUGACCGGAUGGAGAAGCAAACUCCGCUUCUCCAUCCUGUCGCUAAUGCGUCUCGUGGUGGUUGCUGCUGGUUUCCACCGCGUCAGGGUGCUAGGCAAGCGCCAUCUGCCGGCCAACUCGCGGGACGCGCCCGUGGUGGUCAUGGCGCCCCACUCCAGCUUCUUCGACGCCAUCGCCAUAGUCUGUCUCGGGGCACCGAGUGUGGUAGCCAAAGCGGACACCGCGAGGCUCCCAUUCAUUGGACAACUUAUAAAUUAUACACAACCGGUGUACGUGUGGAGAGAUGAUCCAAAUUCCCGGCAGAAUACCAUCAAGGAGAUAAUCGAGAGGGCUACCUCUAAAGAAGACUGGCCUCAGGUGCUUAUAUUCCCCGAGGGUACGUGCACAAAUCGCUCCUGCCUGAUCACGUUCAAGCCUGGAGGGUUCUACCCUGGAGUGCCGGUUCAGCCUGUCAUCAUUAGGUAUCCCAACGCGAUGGACACCGUUACCUGGACCUGGGAGGGACCUGGCGCGUUGAAGCUUCUGUGGUUGACGCUCACUCAAGUGCACAGCUCGUGCGAGAUAGAAUUUCUGCCCGUUUACUACCCUAAUGAGAUGGAGAAGAGAGACCCUAAACUGUACGCGAGGAACGUGAGAGAUGUCAUGGCUAAAGCACUCGGCGUCCCAGUAUUGGACUACACAUACGACGACUGCCGCCUCAUUGCGCGAGCCAAGCACCUCGGGAUUCCCGGUGCACCCGCUGCCAGGGAAGUCAGCGAGCUCCGCGCACAAUUGGGGUUGUCGCAGUCGCAGCCCGAGCUGCAGGCGCGGUGCGGCGGGCUGGCGGGCGAGUGGGUGGCGCGCGAGCAGUUCGUGCAGCGGCUCGCCGCGCCCGCCGCUGCGCACGCGCACGCUCACCGCCUCUUCGACAUAUUCCAGCAGCGAGGCAGCGGGCUGGUGCGCUGGUCGGACUACUUGCUGUGUGCUGCGUUCCUCUCGCUGCAACACGCGCCCCUACACCACCUCGUCUGCAUAGCUUUCAAGCUGUACGACAGCAGCGGUAUAGGGCGAGUGAGCCAGGCUAACUUCGAGGAGCUGGCGACCAAGUGCCUGGGCAUGUGUCAGGAGGACGCGCACCACGUGUUCCGGCAGGCCGACUUCGACGAGAAGGGAUACAUUACAUAUGACGAGUUUAUAUCAUACGCACAGAAGAGACCGGAGUUGUCUUUCAUAUUCGCCAGUGACACGGCGCAGCAAAAACCCAAGAGUCAGUGAGGGUUGCCCACGUGCAGCCCACGUGCGGCCCACGUACACCCCACGUGCGACCCACGUGCCGACCACGUGCUAUUAGAAUUCCCACGUUAGUAUAAUCAAGAUCAGUAUUCGACAACUAGUGCUGUGCUUGAUAAUGUGAAAGACAAUUUGAGUACUCAAUGAAUUUAUGUAACAAAUGUUAGUUUACAUCGACACGGUUAGUCACGUCAAAUAGUGAACGUAGUCAUGGCAAAUAGUGACGGCCAAGUUUUGUUUCUUUGAAGUGAUUUUUUUUAAUGGACGAUAAUGGAAUGGUAACCCCACCCGCGCUAUCGGUAUACACCGGCGGGGCAUCAGUGAAGGAUGAUAGGUGAGUAUGAAGCAGGUUAGUUAGCCCAUCGUGACGAAUACAACAAGAAUUGUUCACGAUGGUUUCCAGGGGAACCACGCGGAGGUUGACCUGAUAAGGCAUAUUGCUAGCAAUGGGGCUGUCAAACCCCAUUGCUAACAAUCCCUUUCCCCCCAACGUCAUUGAAGUGUUAAAAUGAUCAAAAUACAAUUAUUAAUAAGUAAUUAUUAUUCUAGUAAAAAAAAAAAAUUAGUUUAGUAUAAGUUAAUUCUUGUAGCAGCAUACUGGGAUAUCCUAGCUUGAUAGCCAGGAUAUUAGUGAUAUUUUUUCAUUAUUUUUAGCCACCAUUUUGUUAUGUGAACCAAUUUAUGUAUAUAUUCUUAUGGCAACUUCGUAUUUUAUUAUAAUAGUGUCAAUGUGACUUGAAAUAUGAAAAUAUGUGUAAUAAUAUUGAUUCGAGAUUUGUAUAUUUGAUGGGUGAAAAUGGUAUGGUAACCCCGCCUGCGCUAACGGGAUACGCUGGCGGAGCACCAGUGAAGGGUGAUAGAUGAGAAUGAAAACAGGACAGUUAGCCCAAAUUCAUCAAAAAUUAACCAUGAUAGUUUCCAGGGGGAACCGCGAGGAGGUCGACCUGGUUGGGUAUAUUGCUAGCAAUGGGAUUCUCAGUCUCCAUUACUAACAAUCCGUUUCCCCCCAGAUUUGUAUAGUAAUGUAUCAGAUAGUGUUACGAGUCUAUUGUAAAAAAAAGCGUUAGUGAUCCUUCUUUGUUACUCAAAUAAUUGUGUGGAUUUACAAUGAAAUGGGACUUAAUUGAAAGAUCUCCUAACAGGAUAUUAAUUUUGUUUAAUUUUCUCUGAGAUAUUUAGGAAUCGUAUUUAGCAAGGAAAUGUUUUUUUUAUGAAUUUAUUUCAAUUAUGAUUGGUGACGAUUGUAUUGCGAGGAUUUGAAUCUCAGCUAUUCUAGUUUCUUUAUGACCAGAGGGCCUACCAUGAAGUAUUUUCCGAAAUUUCGGGGACGAACGAAACAGAAAUUUGAUGUUAAAUUUACAUAAUAUAUGCUGUUUAAAAUUAUUAAAAAUGUUAAAAUAUCGUUCCUUUGGACUAUUAGGAUAGGAUUUAUGAUGAACGAAAUGUUAAGCUCCAUUUACUGGGUCGAUUUUGAUACGAACAAAAACACGAAAUUGAGCCCGAAAUUUCGGAAUUUCAUUUCAUGGUAGACCACCUGAUUCUAAUAAUAUGUAUGUAUGUGUUGUAAUGUAUUAUGUAUUUGUUGGUAAGCGUGUUGAGUCUCCCAUCCGAGAAAUAGGUAUUGGCGACCCGCACGCAUGCUAAAGGUAAAGGAGUUAAGGGGCCGCGUGAAAAUCAGCGCUGUGUAUAGGUACAUCUCACUGGAGCUGUACAUAUAUAGCAACAGCUGAGGCGGCUCCUAUUACCAGCAACAUUAAUUUUUUUUUCUUUUUGUUGUUUUAAUAUUUAUUUUCUUAAUAAUGGUAAUAAAGGUCAUCUAUCUAUCUAUCUAUCUAUAUGUCAUGUCCAGUGAAAGGAUUUUGUGAGAAUGACGGAAGAGGAUUUGUCAGCAAUUUAAAUUUUAAAUAACAAAUAAGCACUAUCUAGACAGUUAAUAAAUUACCUAAGAAAUUCUAUACAGCCUCGCCAGGCAAUCUAUUAAUACAGAACAAGACGCUGGACGUCACUGUCUCAUUUUAUUGUGUAUGCGGUAGCGAUAACGUUUAUAUCGAUAUGUUUCUUUGCCGCUUCUUUUAGUGGAGGCUGACUAAAUUUGCCGUAAAUUUGGGAAAUAUUAAAGCCAUACACUAUUGCGAUUGCAAAGCCUAUCUAAGGAUUAUCUUAAGUCACGAGUUUCGCCAAACAUAUGUCUUUACGCUAAGUCCCCUACGGAGUAAGUAGAGAGAACCGUGUAAAUCUCAAAAGGUUGGUUAAACUCCGAUGCGAAGAGAUGUUAGGAAUCUUUAUGUGUAUCUGUCUGUAAAACCGUAGCUCAUAAAAGGAUAAACUCAUUUUAAUAUUCUAUUUUUCUAUAAAUAUGAUGUGUAAAAUAGAUUACUUUCAGUAGCUAGAAUCGAAGGCAUUUAGUUUAAUAUUAUAGCAAAUACAACGAGUUUAGACUCAGAUGGUGUGUAUAGGUGUAGAUAUACCAUAUUUGAUAGAUUUCGAAUGAAAAGUAGAUCGUCAGAGGGUAAGUGAAAUAAAAUUUUAAAAUUUUGUACUUAUGGUGUUUCUACUAUUGAUAUCGACAUUGAAAUUUGUAUGUAGGAUUAUUUAUUUUAGCGCUUAAUAAGCCAUUUGGAAUGUGAUAAUUUUAAGCUCUGUUAUUAGAAUAAGGCAACACUGCACUGUUUGUAUUGAAAUUUGUGGAAAUUUGAAUAUUUUAUAAUUUACAAUAGCAUACCACGGUAUAGUAUGAUUUUAUCGUCACGAUAUAAUUAUCGUCGAUGUCCCUAGUACAGUUUUGUGCACGUUGCUUUACGUAAAUUAGUUCUCAAGUGUAAUUUCCGGUCAGGGCAAUUUAGAAAACAAACUUUUUUGAAUUAGCUCGGACCUGGGUGUUCUGGGUACCCCCAGAUAUUUGUUGGUUCCUCAUAACACAGGGUAUCCUAGUUUGAAAACCAUACAGUUUGUAUGAUUGUGUGGUAUUUAUUAUAAAAAGAGACCAAAAUAUACGAAAUUGUAUAAGAGCUUUUAAUUUUUCGUUAUAAUAUCAUAAACGUACACAAAAAAUUAAGUAUCUCCAUGAAUUUUAAUUUUACUUAUCUAUUGUAUUAUAUCGUGUCGCUAAAAUCAUGCCAUACCAUACUGUGCUAUGGCAAAUUUAAAAAAAGCAAUUAAUUUAAUUAAUUGAGAUUACUAUUCGUAAUAUAAUAUGUAAAUAAUUAGUGUCCUAAUUUAUUAAGUCAAUUGAGGCAAUUAUGAAUAUUUGUAUUGUUAUAUUUUAAAUGUAAUAUUUCCUGUUUUAGUUAUAAGUCUUCCUAUAGGAUUUUGUUAUUUGUUUCAUAAAUUAAAAUAUUUUUAUAUUUUUAAAUCUAACAUAUAUAUA
Galleria mellonella (greater wax moth) is the source of this 5291-nucleotide messenger RNA. It is a transcript of the gene LPCAT, whose product is annotated as lysophosphatidylcholine acyltransferase. The coding region runs from base 410 to 1909 and encodes 499 amino acids. The transcript is spliced from 11 exons. Gene Ontology annotation, molecular function: calcium ion binding. The record is from RefSeq and is a predicted model, not a curated record. Lineage: Eukaryota; Metazoa; Arthropoda; Insecta; Lepidoptera; Pyralidae.